AUGCUCGCUUCCGCUAAGAGUGAACUGAGACCAAAAGAUUUUAACCUAUUUACACUGCUUAAAGCUUCCAUGAAUUUCUUUCGGGAAGGCAUGAAAGAGAACUUACGUGGUAUGGUUAAUGAUCUUGAUCUUGAACAUUUACUGCCCCAUCAAUUAAAUGAUGAUAUCAUUAAAAAUUUCGAUAAAUUAAAAGAUAAGUAUAGUGAACAAGUACCUGAAGACGAUUCAUCUUUGGAUGGAGCUAAAAGAAUAGCUAACAAAAUAAUAAUAGGAGAAGUCGAGAAAUUUAAGUCAGAAGCUGCUGAAAAGGCUAGGAAAGUUAACCCUAUAGAAGUUCAAGUAGAUGCUAUAUUGCAAAAUCUGUCAGCCUUGCCACGAGAAAAGAAGUGUUGCAUUGCGUAUAGCAGAAUAAGUAGCCAGUAUAAAGGUGAUGAAAGAGCGAUAAUGGAGAACAUCUUACUAAAAAAAUUAGAGAUAACGAAAAAAGAAAUGAAUAAGAUGCUAGAAGAGAAUGAUAUAAGCAAGCUAAAAUUAGCACUUGAUGAUGCAUGUAAGAAAAGUGGAAAAAGCAUAGAAGAAAUGAUAAAAGAAGUAGAAGAAGUGGUCUCAAGUCGUUUCUCGCAUGAAGUAUCUGUUAGUAAUAUAGCAACAGAGUCAGCGCGCUUAUAA
This is a messenger RNA of Parnassius apollo (apollo), 669 nucleotides long. The record is from the annotation of a GenBank genome assembly. NCBI's taxonomy places the organism in Eukaryota, Metazoa, Arthropoda, Insecta, Lepidoptera, Papilionidae.